AUGGUGCGCGAUUGGUUAUUUACUGAGAAGCAGUUGAACGAAACACCAUCAAGAAAGGAUGGAAUCGAUCGUUCCGAAGAGGAUCAACUACGACGAGAAGGCAUAAAAAUGAUCGUUGAAGUUGGAAGUGCGCUAAAAUUACAACCGAAUCCAACACUUGCAACUGCAGCCGUCUAUUUUCAUCGUUUCUAUAUGUUUCAUUCAUUUAAAGAAUUUCCCAAAAAUCUGACUGCAAUGGGAUGUCUGUUUUUAGCAGGUAAAGUCGAAGAAACGCCGAAAAAGAGCAAAGAUAUUUUAAUAGCAGCCAAAGAUAAAUAUCCUCAUCAAUUUAAUCUAAAAACUGCUUUAGAAGAAAUUAUGGGAAUCGAGCGUGUUUUGUUGCAAACAAUAAAAUUUGAUUUACAUGUUGAACAUCCUUACACAUUUUUAUUGCAAUAUCAGAAGGUUUUUAAGUUGGAUAGAGAAAAAAAGCAAAUAGUAUUACAAAAUGCCUGGACUUUUGUUAAUGAUUCCUUAUUUACAACACUUUGCCUUGUCUGGGAGCCAGAGGUAGUGGCGAUAUCCCUUAUAUUUAUGGCAUUGAAAAUGACUAGAUUGGAUAAUUGCGAAUGGAUUGAUCGGCAUCCUGGCGAACAAUGGUGGGAUCAGUUUGUUGCAAACUUGACUUGUGAUAUGAUGGAAGAUGUCUGUCAUAAAGUUCUGGAUUAUUAUAGUAUUACACGAAAUGAGCGAUGA
This is a messenger RNA of Dracunculus medinensis (Guinea worm), 735 nucleotides long. NCBI's taxonomy places the organism in Eukaryota, Metazoa, Nematoda, Chromadorea, Rhabditida, Dracunculidae. The record is from the annotation of a GenBank genome assembly.